GUGACCCUGGCUGUACUCGGACCAUUUCGGGCUUGCAGCGUGCCUUGGUCGCGACUUGAUCUGCCAGUGAUGCCGAGGACACACCAGGCUCCCCAAGGUGCUGCUGCCUCCAGCUCUGCUUCAAAGACGGCCAACUACCAGCACAGCCCCGCACAUCGUGGUCGCCUGGCAAACGAGCCAGUUAAUUUGUACGUCGCUUCAGCAUGGCCACUGCCGAAUGGCUCACCUCAUGGCCUGGAAGACUCUGAAAAAGACAGGCUAGGUCACGCACAUGCGAGCGGUACAGUCAGCCCUGUAUCGAAGACCACCAGUACCCAAUUAAGCGAAGGCCAUGCUGUGGGCCAGCCCAGGAGCUUUUUUGGGACCCCCACACGGCCCCUGCCAACAGCUUCGCCUACGUCUCGUAAAAAGGGGUCCGGUAAACAGAGGCUUCGCCAGUUCUGGGCACAGGUCUUGGAGAAACCUGACACAGCACUUCUCUUGUCACCAAGCUGGCAACGACCUCAGGUGGCUGAUGGUGGUAGAGCUGAUAAGAAGACAAGCAAGUGCUCGUCAACAAAUAUUAAAGGCCGUGCAGCUGCACUGACAAAAGACCAGUGUCGAUCGCCGUUUACACUGGUCCAGCCUAAGGAAAUCACCGGCUGCCAGGUUUCACGGUUACCGCGUCUCAUCAAAUCGUCUGUGCGGACAGGUGCCAGCAACGAGUCUGAGCAAGCGCGAGUGCUUCCACAGAGUAUUCCUGUCAGUCCUUUGUCUUAUUACUGCCGGCAGCGAAUUGCCGACAUUCAGGCUGAAGGAAUCUCGAGCAAAAAGGGGUCAGAGCUGCCACAACACAUAAAGCCAUCUGUACCACUGGCAGAGCAUAACGACUCAGAGCGGAAGCCAGCACGCCCAUUGCCUGUAGAUGCACUUCCAACAGGCGCACAUGUACUCACAUGGAAGGCAUGGUUCAACAACAUGGAAGAGCUCACCAGCUGGGACGUCUGUGAGAUGAAGUUGCGCGAGUUAUUCGGUCAAUCUGUCGGGUGCAAGCAGGCCGCUAAGAAAGAACUUGUUAACUGUGUCCAGACAUCCACGGAGUCUUACCUGGCCUAUAUUCAAGAUGUCUUGACCCUCUGCCGUAAGGCUGAUACCACCAUGACCGAAGCCGACAAGGUUGCGCACCUACUCAAGGGCAUCGCUGAUGAGGCCUUUAGCCUCCUUGUAUUUAAAGGCUGUUCGACAGUUCAAGACGUCAUUAAAGACAGUCGCUUUCGUGAUUUGGAGGAAUUGGCCGUCGAGGCAAAGCGCAUUCAAGGCGACGUUCUCGCCGCGCAUGCCUAUCGCCCGACACCGCCAGCCAGCGAGGCCAUUGAACCGCGCUGCGCGUGGGGAGGGGCCAUGACCCUUCCUCAGAGGCAACAGCCCGCCGGAGCUGCCUUUGCGGCUACCGCUACAGGUGGGCGCACGUGGGAAAUAAGCGAUCUAGCUUUAGAUCCCUACACGUACGAGAGGCGUGCAGCCGGUGCUGCAUCGCAACUCGACGCGCGCGAGCAGGGACGAAAUCUGACCCAGCGCAUCACCGUUCGUGACGGUCGUCAGAGCGGUUCCUUUGAUCACGCGGCGAACCGAUCCCUGCAGCUCGCAGCUGCUCCGUCUAGGGAAAGGGGCCGCGAUGGAGUGCGCUGCUUCUGCUGCCGUCAACGAGGGCACAUAGUGAGGGAGUGCUCCGCGUUUGUGCCUCCUGUGAGGCAGGGAAAUGGGAGCGCGGGCCGUUCUUGA
Molecule: messenger RNA, 1761 nt
Organism: Rhipicephalus microplus (southern cattle tick)
Lineage: Eukaryota; Metazoa; Arthropoda; Arachnida; Ixodida; Ixodidae
Source: RefSeq, a predicted model, not a curated record